This is a messenger RNA of Enterobius vermicularis (human pinworm), 543 nucleotides long. Lineage: Eukaryota; Metazoa; Nematoda; Chromadorea; Rhabditida; Oxyuridae. The record is from the annotation of a GenBank genome assembly.
AUGAAGCAACAGCUAUUGUAUCUAUUCUUAUUCUUGGCUAUAACCACUUCAACAGCUGUAGCCCAACAACAAGCAAAAAAUUCACAAUGUCCAGCCAAUACAUUCUCAUGUAAAGAUGGUUCCUGUAUACCGUUAGACUGGGUUGGCGACGGUGAACGAGACUGUGAUAAUGGAGCUGACGAAAGUACCUUUGUAAAGCCGCAGCCAAAAGUUUUUGCUGCUAAUGGUACCAAUAAAAUAUUUCGUGGUGCUAAAGUUGCUGCAACACAAGAGGAUACUGUUGAUGAUCCAUUUGAUCAAAUUUCCACUAAAACAUCGCCAUCACCAACGUCAGAUGAGCAGCUAAAGUUGGAAACAGAUACUACUGACGUACAGCCGGACAGUGCUCUAUUGGCAACUGAACGACAAGCUCAACGUACCGAAUGCCCCAGUGAUGUUCAGUUACGUAUAUCGCAGUGCUCUGAAGAUUUUGUUGAAUGGUCAAAAAAAAUUGCAACUUCUGAUUUUGUUAAUAAAUCUGCAUUAUUUGACGAAGAAAGGUAA